AGCCAACGCAAGGGCUCGGUGGGAAAGGACCACAGUUUAGGGUUCUUCUGCCACUGGAGAGGGAGGGGCAGGGUCAGCUCCUUGCAGGUGAGACAGACCCCGAUCACUGUCACGUGAUAUGACAAGUCCCGGGUAUCCAGGAGAAAGCGGAAGUGACGCAGUCCCAGUCGUGGCUCACACUGGAGUUUCCAUAGUAACCGAGCUGCGGCCCAAGUGGAAGCGAUGAGCCUGGGCCUCGCUUUUGCCCGUUUCGGGGGAGCGGUGACUUCCCGGCUGGUCGCGGCGGCCUCCGGGUGCUCAGCCUUGUGCCUGCGCCGGGUUCUCCGUCCCGGUGGUGGCGGAGGCGGCCGGCCUCCGGCCCACUGCAGAAACCUCUGGAGCGGCCGGAGGCGGCGGGCCGCCAUCGGUGCGGCCCAGGCCGCUGCCACCCACUACCAGCUGGUCUACACCUGCAAGGUGUGCAAUGCAAGAUCUGCAAAGAGGAUUUCCAAACUUGCUUAUCAUAAUGGAGUGGUUAUUGUAAAGUGCCCUGGGUGCAGCAAUCAUCACAUCAUAGCUGACAAUCUGGGGUGGUUUUCAGACUUAGAAGGAAAAAAGAAUAUUGAAGAAAUAUUGGCUGCAAGAGGAGAAAAAGUUCAGCGUGUGGUUGGUGAUGGCUCCCUGGAAAUUAUGAAAGAAGUUGUCAGUGAUAAACCUGGAGAUUCAGCUGAAGGGGACGUUUCUAAGAACACCCUGAGCUCUGGAGAGCAACCAAAAUCCUGAUUACUGUUGCCAGUGUGGAAAGUUUUAGUGAGGAGAACAGCACUGGAGACCCUGCUAUUGCCACUUUAUUUGAGUUCAGCUAAUCUCAGGGAAACUUCACAAACCAUUCACUAAUAAGCUUAAAUAACUGCAGAUGGCACAUUAAAGGCUGCAGUCUGUUUGAUCUGCAGGAUUCAGUGAAGCAGUUGGCAAAGGCUUCAACACCCUCUCUAGUCCAAAAAGGACAAGGGUAGCAGGUGCAUGAAAAUACCAAUUGAAAGUUCACCUCCAAGUCACACAGCAUCCUGAUUGAAAAUAUCCUGUUUAUGUCUUCAUCCUGGAGUCAAAACAGCAUUGUGGAGCAGCGACAUCAUAUUGACAUAGCAGCUUGAGGCAAUCUACCAGCUUUCUCAGGUCAAUUACAGAUGGACAUUAAAUAGCAGCCCUGCCAAAUGUGUCCACAUCUGCAGAUGGAUUGAAUAAAAGCUUGUAGCCAGUAGACUUCAGUGAUGCCCAAGAAGAAUUAUGAUGUAAAACAUGCAGACCAAAGAUAUAUUUUUCUAAGUGUAUCGAAUUGUUCCUUCAGACAAAAGACACCCAUUAGAGAAGCUCGUUCAGAGGAGGAUAUUGGGUUGCAGAUUAGUUUGCUUAGUCUGAAAUCAUUUCUGCAAAAGGCCAUUGAAAGAGAAAAAAAUUGGACAAAUUCAGGAUAGAACAGUGCCUCUGUUUCAAACUGGAUUUUCCACGUUUCUUUGAAAUCGAAAAAAAAACAGAUUGCCAGGUUGCAUCAGGGUAAUAUAGUCCUUCUAGUUAAGUGAAAAGGUUAUUUUUCAGGACCACUGUAAAUAAGGGUUGUCUCUAUUCCUGAUGGAUUUUUGUCAUUCGUGUCUGCUUAAGGCAAUGGAUAGACUUUGUUACUACAGAACCUGUCAUUGCUUUGUAGAGUUAUAAUAAAACAGCAUAAUAGAC
Messenger RNA from Pristis pectinata (smalltooth sawfish), 1710 nucleotides. It is a transcript of the gene dnlz, whose product is annotated as DNL-type zinc finger. NCBI's taxonomy places the organism in Eukaryota, Metazoa, Chordata, Chondrichthyes, Rhinopristiformes, Pristidae. Bases 223 to 762 code for a protein of 179 amino acids. Gene Ontology annotation, molecular function: protein-folding chaperone binding; zinc ion binding. Gene Ontology annotation, cellular component: mitochondrion. The transcript is spliced from 4 exons. Gene Ontology annotation, biological process: protein folding; protein stabilization; protein import into mitochondrial matrix. The record is from RefSeq and is a predicted model, not a curated record.